This is a messenger RNA of Colletotrichum scovillei, 1170 nucleotides long. Its product is annotated as DHHC zinc finger domain-containing protein. Lineage: Eukaryota; Fungi; Ascomycota; Sordariomycetes; Glomerellales; Glomerellaceae. The transcript is spliced from 3 exons. The record is from RefSeq and is a predicted model, not a curated record. The coding region runs from base 1 to 1170 and encodes 389 amino acids.
AUGGACUCCGCCGCCGCUGCCAUCACGUGGCUCUUGAGAGUGCUCAGCACUCUAGCCCAGGCCAUCUUCGCCAAGGUCUCGGCCUACAUCCCGGUGCUGCUGGUCUUUGACUUCGUCGUCACCACUUGGGUCGUUUGUCACGUUCUGGUUACGGUGCACCUCCUGCCUGCCUUGAGAGCCCCGCCCGUUUGGGUUGAACCUCUCUCCUCGACCGCCGCUACUGCCAGUGUCCUUCUCGGUGUUUACUUCUUCGUUUUCGUCCAUACCCUUGGCCCGCUCUGCGUGAUUUGGGUGUAUUCCUGGCGUAUAGUCAGACACGGGUAUACCUUUCCGGAAGGGGCGAAGUUUUUCUUGAAGCCGGUCAUGCAGGCACUGCCAAACGAGGACAAUGCGCGCCAUUGGUUUACCGAGGGACUCCGUCCGAACCUUUGCCGCCACUGUCUCUUCUUCUCUGACCCGGAGUCUGGCGAGGGCCCCCGGCCUAUUCUGGACAGAAUAUACCACGGGAAGACCUACGAGGGCAAGGACCUGGGCUGCAUUCCCCUGUUCGAUCACUGGUGCUGGUGGUUGUGGACGGCGGUGUCGCUCCAAACCCAGAAAUCCUACCUCCUUUUUACGGUGUGGAUUUUGAUCUACCAUCUGUUCUCUCUCGGUACGAUUCUCUGGGCGAUCCCCUCCUGGUCAACUCGGUGGGUUCUGGCUCCUGUUGUUGUGGCUGCUGCAUCUCUCCCCUUUGUUUUCUUUUGGGUCAAGAGGGCUCCAUUUCGGGGACAGUGGCUCAACCAGGCCUGCCGAAACCAGACCCAUUUGGAGACCGGAAUCUUCAUCCGCGGCCGCCCCAAGCCCGCAUGGCCCAUGGUGAUCAAUGGGAGCAACGGCUUCGAACAUGUCUUGGUCGAUUUCAAUCCCUGGGACUUGGGCUUGAUCGGCAACCUUCGAGCAGCUCUCGGCGACAGCAUCUGGGAAUGGCCAUUCUUCUGGAGAAUCCCGCGCCGCGUGUGGGAGUACGGAACCAGCCCCUCUGAGGACCUUCCUUUCGGCCCCAAGUGGGCAGCGUUCAUGGAAGCGCGCUCUCUGACUCUCCCGCCGAGCAUCGACCUGACGCCACUCCCCCCGGCCCUCCGCAACCCCGUCUCCCGCCGCCGACACGGGUUCAGUUCAGAGGACUAG